GCCCACUGGUUUACAACCCUCACUCACUUCAGCCAAGACUGAACAAAGGCAGGCAGCAAGAUGAAGCACCUGCUGUUCUGGGGGGUUGCGUUUGCUGCGGUCUACAUCAGCCAUUCAAAUCCUCCAGCUUUCUGUCAGUUGCCAGCUGAUUCAGGUGAAGGUUCAAGCUUCAUCUUUGCUUUGUCUUAUGACCCCGUCAGCGAUCAGUGCAAUCCUUUCUUUUACAAAGGCCAAGGAGGAAAUGGCAACCGGUUUCAAAGUGAAAGAGAGUGCAUAAGGAACUGUUCCGUCAAUGCAGAGGCGAUCUACCCGAUGAAAGCGACCAACGUUUGCCACCUUAAAAAGGCCGAAGGUGGAUGCAAUGCUAAGUCUUUGAGAUACUACUACGAUUCUGUUCAUGACAAAUGCAAGAAGUUCCUCUGGACUGGCUGCUUCGGAAACGGAAACAGGUUUUUUGACCAACUGAGUUGCAACACCACCUGUUCUGGCAUCCACGAUGAUGGUGUGGAAGAGGAGGAAGAGGAGCCGGACACUCCUAUUGCAAUCGUCUGUGGAGUUCUGCUUGGCAUCAUUGUUGUCGCAGUCUUGGUAACUGUGAUCGUCCUGACCGUUCAGUCAAAGAAAAAGAAUCCCAAAGCGAAGGCACAAGCGAAAAGUAAAGAACCUCAGUCUGGCGCACCUCUUCAGAUGGGGGACAUGAAUGAAUCGGCGUAGACAACAUGUCACCUGGACGGUGACAUUUAUCAGCAUGGUUGUGUAUUAUAACACUAAUAGUCUUAAUACCAAACAUAACUGAUCAACGCAUUUCAGUUGAAUUUAGAUUUUUUUUUACUUACUGAUGUAAAAUCCAUUUACAUUCCUUUUUUGUUUCCCGUACAACAUGUGCAGAGUGAUGUUUCUUGAGUUGUGUUAUUCCUUGAGGCCUUAAACUGUACUUUCAUUGAGUAAUUUAAAUAAAUCUUACAUCAAAGUGUAAUCAAAAGAAACCACAGUGGCAAAAAAAUUGUGAAUUGAUUGAUCGGUUGUUUGACUGAAACCAUUAUGAUUAAAUGAAUAAUCGUUGAAGUUUUUUUUCCAAGAAGACUGUCAAUGGUUUUCUUUGUUCAAACUAUUUGUUAUUGGAAUGAUUUCCAGCUGCUUUGCUGUGAUAGACAGAAUAUAGUUGGAUCAGCUGGAGGAAACAAUUUGGAAAUUGUGACAGACAUUUCUCACAAUGUUUAUUUACUCACACUCAAGAACAAACAAGAGCAGAACUGCAUUAUUCCCAAAUGAGGUACUCAUCUGCUUAUAACCCCAAUGCUGUCUUACGAUGUAGUCUUGUGACCAUCUUAGUUUUUCCAGAAUAUAACUUCACCACCUCGCUCAAAGAUUUGCUGAAAAGUAUCUGAAGGAACGUGCCUUGAAUUCUCAACCCAACACAUAUAUUUAGAGGUGUUUUUGUGAAGCGCAUGCCCUCUCUGUUAUUAUGUUUUCUGGAUCAGCAUUUGUGAAUCUUUUGUUUUCAAAUGUUUACGCUCAUGCCUUGUAUUUCGAAAUAAAAGCGGUUUUGCAUAACAAUCUCUUACUUUGUUAUUUUGGAAAAACUGUAGUAGUUGAAGAUAUUAAAGACAUUAUCAUUGUCCUCACUAAUCUGACUUUUAACAUUUCCAGUCCCUCAAUAAAGGUUUAUCAGUAAAUAAAACA
Messenger RNA from Gasterosteus aculeatus aculeatus (three-spined stickleback), 1683 nucleotides. Its product is annotated as inter-alpha-trypsin inhibitor. The record is from RefSeq and is a predicted model, not a curated record. NCBI's taxonomy places the organism in Eukaryota, Metazoa, Chordata, Actinopteri, Perciformes, Gasterosteidae. Gene Ontology annotation, molecular function: serine-type endopeptidase inhibitor activity.